AUGAAGAACCAGGAUCAAGCUAGGUUCCUGUUUGGGAUUUCACUCUCUGAUAGGCCCAGGUGGCAACAGUUCCUCAUUUGCUCUUCUGGGUUCUUCUUUGGUUACCUCGUUAAUGGCAUUUGCGAGGAAUACGUGUAUAAUCGUCUCCAAUUCAGCUAUGGAUGGUACUUCACCUUUGUACAAGGUUUUGUGUAUAUCGCGCUCAUAUACCUUCAAGGUUUCACCACCAAGCAAAUUGUGAACCCAUGGAAGACAUAUGUGAAGCUCUCGGCCGUUCUUAUGGGUUCUCAAGGAUUGACCAAGGGAUCGUUGGCUUGGCUCAAUUAUCCUGCACAGAUAAUGUUCAAAUCAACGAAGGUACUGCCUGUGAUGUUGAUGGGUGCGUUUGUUCCUGGAUUGAGAAGGAGAUACCCAAUUCAUGAAUACAUCUCAGCAAUGUUUCUAGUAAUUGGUUUGAUCCUUUUCACCUUAGCAGAUGCACAGACAUCUCCCAAUUUUAGCAUAGCUGGUGUGAUAAUGAUAUCGGGUUCUCUAGUCAUGGAUGCCUUUUUGGGUAACCUGCAAGAAGCAAUCUUUACCGUAAAUCCGGAUACCUCACAGACAGAGAUGUUGUUCUGCUCAACAGUUGUUGGCUUGCCAUUUCUACUUCCACCCAUGAUUCUUACAGGAGAACUGUUUAAGGCCUGGAAUUCUUGUUAUGAGCAUCCUUAUGUGUAUGGCGUGUUAGUGUUCGAAGCCAUGGCCACAUAUGUUGGCCAAGUAUCUGUCCUAUCUCUCAUUGCCCUUUUUGGAGCUGCCACAACUGCCAUGAUUACAACUGCUAGAAAGGCAGUCACAUUGUUGCUGUCGUAUAUGAUAUUCACAAAGCCCUUGACAGACCAGCAUGGAACAGGCCUGCUGCUUAUAGCCAUGGGGAUCAUGAUGAAGAUGUUGCCAGAACACAAAGCCCCUGGCAGAAGUGCUGUUGCCAAACAUGGAAGAUCUUUGAAAGCGGGGAAGAGUCCGGUGACGAACGAAAAAGGAUCAGAAGUCGAAGAGGAAAGGUCUUUGGUGUGA
Messenger RNA from Prunus armeniaca (apricot), 1056 nucleotides. The record is from the annotation of a GenBank genome assembly. NCBI's taxonomy places the organism in Eukaryota, Viridiplantae, Streptophyta, Magnoliopsida, Rosales, Rosaceae.